This is a messenger RNA of Stegastes partitus (bicolor damselfish), 4933 nucleotides long. It is a transcript of the gene snx1a, whose product is annotated as sorting nexin 1a. Gene Ontology annotation, biological process: intracellular protein transport; early endosome to Golgi transport. Gene Ontology annotation, molecular function: phosphatidylinositol binding. Gene Ontology annotation, cellular component: endosome; endosome membrane. Lineage: Eukaryota; Metazoa; Chordata; Actinopteri; Pomacentridae. Bases 89 to 2494 code for a protein of 801 amino acids. The transcript is spliced from 16 exons. The record is from RefSeq and is a predicted model, not a curated record.
UAAAAAGACAGCAGCGACUCGCACGUCCACGGCGGCGUCUCUCCUCCCCCGAUCUGUUCGGUUCAGUUGUCCCAACCCGAGACUGAAGAUGGCGACCAGCUCGGAGCGCAGUCCUCCUCCGUUCCCCGACUCCGAGGACCAAGAUGUGCUGGACACGGAAGACAUGGCAGGCCGAGACAGUGAUGAAGACGACGGGGAGGACCCGUUCACGAGCCCGAGCAACCCUCUGCUGACUGAAAUGGACACCACACUGGAACCUGCCAGUCAACCCAGCGACGUUUUAAUGAAGCCUCCCAGUGACAUCAUGGAUGACCCUUUGAUUGAGCCUAUCAGCAGCCAAACAGAAAACAAACCAGCGGGCGAAGUCGUGAGUGAACCGUCGGAUGAUUUUGUCGACCUAACAAACAACGUAAGCGUCACAACUGAGAGUGCCGUUGCUGAAAUUCCUUUAGAUGAACCCUCAGAUGACUUUGUUGACAUAUUGGGAAGUGAAACUGAGGCGCAGAGAGAGGAAGUGGUGGUGGCGGAUGUUACUGUUGAAGCAGCAGUGGCUAAAAGUGAAGUUACUAGUGUUGUUACAGAGUCACCUGGUGAUGGAAAAACAGAAAGCAAUGCUGAGGAGGAAGCACAAGAAACUUCCACUGCUCCAAUAAUCGAUCUCAGUGGAGAUUUGCUAGCUAGCGACACACAGCAACCACCUGUCAGUGACAAAAUCACCAACCCGUUGGUUGACCUCCUCAGCGAUGAUUCACCCGCGCCUGCUGUUGAUGCCAAAAAACCAAGCGGGGCAACAAUCGACCUGUUCGAAGAUGAGGGGAGCGACUUAUUCGCAGAACCACGGCAGACUAAAUCUGCCAAGCCACCACAGAAAAGCCUAUUCGGUGAACCGGAUGAGGAUCUGUUCGGUGAGCCACUGGGUGCCAUCUCAAAGAAAACUGUCAGUAAAGAGCAGAAGGAGAAGUCUGUCACCAAAGUUGCUGCUGCACCUGCUCCUGUUGCUGCUGCCGCUGCUGCCAUUCCUGCCGGGGGACCUCUGCAGGACAGUAAAACUGCAGAACCUGCAGAUAUCUUCACUGAGGAAGCCGUCACCACCACGCCAAGCAUGAGCAACACCAGCACUGUCAACUCAAAGACCAAUGGAGUCCACUCUGAGGAGGAUGCGGAUAUAUUUUCUGAAGCCACAGUGGAGCUUUCUCUCGACAGUCCGCAGAACGAGAGAAAGAACGAGGUGACGGCCAAACCGUCUGCUUCCGCCCCCACCUCCCUGUCUGCAGCUGCCAGCCUGGCCAAGCCACAGUCUGCUGCCCUGGAAGAGUUGGAAGAAGAGGAAGAAGCAGAGCUGGAAGACAAAUUUGACAUCCUUGUUUCUGUCAAAGACCCAGAAAAAAUAGGGGAUGGUAUGAAUGCUUACAUGGCCUACAAAGUCUCCACACAGACAACACUGCCCCUGUUCCGCAACAAGACAUUUACAGUGAGGAGACGCUUCAGCGACUUCCUCGGCCUCUACGAGAAGCUUUCAGAAAAACAUGGACCAAAUGGAUUCAUCGUGCCUCCGCCACCAGAGAAGAGCAUCCUGGGGAUGACAAAGGUGAAGGUGGGAAAAGAAGAUUCUUCAUCUGCAGACUUUGUUGAGAGAAGGAGGGGUGCUCUGGAAAGGUAUCUGCAGAGGGUGGUAAAUCACCCAUCACUUAUCCAAGAUCCUGAUGUUAGAGAGUUCCUGGAGAGGGAGGAAUUGCCCAGGGCAGUGAGCACCCAGGCUCUGAGCGGCGCCGGCUUCCUCAAAAUGAUCAACAAAGCAACAGAUGCUGUCAGUAAAAUGACCAUCAAGAUGAAUGAGUCAGACGUGUGGUUUGAAGAGAAGCUGCAGGAGGUAGAAUCUGCAGACCAACAGUUCAGGAAGCUCCACGCACUGGUCGAAUCUCUGGUCGUGCACAGGAAAGAGUUGUCACUGAACACAGCAAGCUUUGCCAAGAGUACAGCCAUGCUGGGCAGCGCAGAAGACAACACCGCUCUUUCCCGAGCUCUUUCCCAGCUGGCCGAGGUGGAGGACAAGAUGGAGCAGUUACACCAGGACCAGGCUGCAAACGACACCUUCAGCUUUGCAGAACUGAUCGCAGAUUACAUCCGUCUGCUGGGAGCCGUGAGGGGGUCGUUUGAUCACCGGAUGAAGGUGUGGCAGCGCUGGCAGGAUGCUCAGGCCAUGCUGCAGAAGAAAAGAGAGACUGAGGCCAAACUGCUGUGGGCCAACAAGCCAGACAAGCUGCAGCUGGCCAAAGAGGAGAUUGCUGAGUGGGAGGCCAAAGUAACGCAGUACGAGAGAGACUUUGAAAGAGUUUCUGCGACUGUGCGCAAGGAAGUCGUCCGCUUUGAGAAAGAAAAGACCAAGAAUUUCAAAAAACAGAUAAUCAAGUACUUGGAGUCUCUGCUUCAGUCUCAGCAACAGCUGAUAAAGUACUGGGAGGCUUUCUUACCAGAAGCAAAAGCAAUCGCCUAAUCCUCGAGCACCAGCCUUCUGGACGACAAAACAGGCUGCCUUUUUCUUAUACACUUUACCUCUUUUGCCUUUCAAACCAAGGAAAAUGCGUGCAUUGUAAAGGGAGAUACAAUCAAUCUGUUUUUUUAAUCACCUUUAACAUAUAGCUCUGUAUUCUAUUGUAUUAAUAAUUGUAUAUUUUCAUUUAACCUUCCACAAAUAUUUUCUUAUUAGAUGAAAAGAGUUUGCAUAUACAAAGAUAUGGACAAACGAAAAAGUGCAGAUGAAUGAUUCCAUUAAUUUCCACAAGAGAAGGGAAAUGAACCGAGUCCGUUGUUCUCAGGAUUUUCUCCCUCGUGUGAUCAGGAGCUCCUUUACAUCAGCAGUGGUUAAUUGUUUACAGAGCGGCUGCUCUCUCAUCAAAAAUUUCUGGGGACCCAGAUGAAGACAGUGGCCACGAGUCUCACUCUGUUUCUUCUUAUUACUGACUCAAAGGGAUUAAAUAACAGUUUAAAAAGAAAGUAAGAUUUAUGAGCACUUCCACCAGGUGGAUAAAGUACUUAAGUACCAGCCAUGUUUGUUUGUUUUGUUUUCUUUCAGAUUUAAAGAACUAUGAUACUGAGGGGAGGGAUGCAGGGUGAUGAGAGGCAUUCACAUAGCAGGGGCAACAGCUAUGGUCAAGGGUUAUGUUGGAGGUCAAGGUUGUAGGUUUAAUGUUUUAAAACUGAUUUCAGUCAUUGUACAAACUUUAUGUCUGUGCCUUCUAGAUCAAAAUGGUGUUUUGUCUCCAGACACCAGUUUGGGAGAAAGUUGUAGACACUUGUGUGUGGUGCAGAGGCUUGUUAACACUUCUCCAGCAGCCAUAACAACGUCAUGUCAACACUGACGUUUAAGAACCACGCUAGUGUUUGAAGCCCAUUUACUACAAAUUAAGUGUGUUGUUUGUUUUUACCGGUCACCCUGUAUGAACAUGAAAACUUGAAACAGGUAAUCCUCUCAGCGAAUAUCAUGUCUGUUUUUGUCAAAGUUGCGUCAUUGCUGCGUGGUAAUGCUGUACAGUAAGUGUCGGUUAACAUUUCAUACAGCAUUGCCUGUAACAAUGACUAACUUUGAGAAAAACUGUACCAGAAAAUGCUGACAAUGUAUGGAUUAACCAACGCAAGCUAGUUUCAAGUCUCAGCAAGUAGUUUCACGCUGUAGUCAUGAAAUGAAACCUGGAAACUGAAUGCUAACUGAAAGGCUGGUUGUGAAGUAUGGUUGGUAGAGAUGUAAAAGAAUAAUAAAGCUGCAACUAACAGUCCUUUUACUGAUGGAUUAUUCCCAAGGUUUAGUUUUGCUUGUUUUGUCCAGACGCAACAUAUUUAAGGGUACCCUCUAUUUUUUUUUUUUACUGUCAGUCGUGCUGCAGGGCAAGAGUGGAUUAGUUUAUUCUUACAUCAUCACUAACACGUGCUAAGCUGCUUAAUUGUUUUUUGUGCAUUUGUAAAACGCAUUGCAUUGUGGGAUUAUUAGCAGAAAGUAGUGUACAUGUUGGAUGUUUUGUUUCAUUGCAGUUUGUUUGAAAAAUGUGCACACUCAGAAUUCAGACACUUAAAUAAAACGGCGGUCUGUAUAUGUAGCGCAGCAUCGGGAGUGAUCUCGGAUAGAAACAUUGGCUUCAGGUUCUUCCAAAAAAAAUGUAGUGAAUGUUUUUGAGGAAGGAAAUGCAUUCAGUACAUUUGUUGAAUUUCUUAAUUGUAAAAGAUGAACGUAAAGAGAAAUGUUUCCAUAAAAUACCAGCCUGGUUCCUUUAAUUUAUGACAUACAGCAGAAAAGAAGCAGAUGUGGAACCAUCAAAUGUUUGCCAUUUUUACUUGAUGAGUGACUUCAGUGAUCAAGUAAUUAAUAUGCUGCUAAUCAUUUCAGCACGAAACAAUACCAAUUGUGAUUUUUAGUAAAUGGGCAAUAACAUGAAAAAACACUGGGAUGGUCCUUUGACAGCCAGCGUGAGCUCAUCAGAGCUGGACUGAUGAUGCAGAUGUGACAUUAAUGCCAUAUAGUGAACAUGCUGAUGUAGUGAACCCACUUCUUCCCUCAAGCCUCAGCCUGUAGUUGAACAUGAAACGGUAACAAACCCGCGUCACAGCUUUACGUGGCUGGGCCGCCAUCCUUCCGAUUACAGCUUUAAUUACAGAUUUGCACACACACAAACUAAAGCCGUGCAGUGAUGACGCUACACUGUAACUUUUGUUCUCAUUAAGGCAUCAUUUACCUUGCAGAUGUUUCUUUGCACAGGUUUUUUUUUUGGUUUUUUUGCCACUGCUGUUUCGACAUCACUCGAUUAAAACUGGUUAGUGUGGCCUCGUGUACUUUCACUUGUUAAUGUGCAGAGCAAUGUCAGCAACAUGCACUGUGUCAUAGAAAAUUCUUUUAAAACAAAUCAAUAAAAGUUGCACUGUUUACACUCAGAAAUUUCAUAAA